UUUUGUCUUGUUUGUUUUUGCAUUGUACUAUUUGGAUUAAACAUUAGAUUGUUUCAGUAAGUCACAAUGUUCAAUAUGGUACCCCAAUAACAAUAGAAAAAAGAUAUAUGGUGUAUCUGACAAGAGCUGAGCUGUCUCCGGUUCAAUAUGACAAUUGGAUUUGCGGUGGAGCAAUAGUGUCAGAAUGGCUAAUCGUAACUUCGGCUGCAUGCGUUGAAGACGUCCAAUUCUUGUACGCAAUUGCUGGGUACAAGAAAUAUAUACAACCAGGAUCAAACGUCUUUAAAGCAGAUGAAUGUAUAGAGCAUUCAAAGAAAAAAAUUGUUAAUAUUUGUGUACCAUCAAGAUACAAGUUUGACUAUGGAAUUACGGAACACUGGGCUGACAUAGAUAUAGCUGUAGUUGAAGUAGAGUCAGCAUACGAUUUCAAAAACCCUAUACAUGGCAGAUGUUCAUGGAUUCCUAAUGCUAUUAACAUAAGCUAUGAUCCACGUCAUAGUCAACCAGACACGGAUGCAAUGGUGUUAGGAUGGGGAUCUACACGUGUUUGGCGAAAACCCAAUGAUACAAAAGACUACAACACAGAAACCUUGAAAUAUGCUCCAGUACGCAUUGCAAAAAAGACUAAGUGCAUGGAAGCUUACGAAGACAUACCUAAACUAUUACAUACAAUUGAGAAAUAUAUGAUUUGUACCAUCAACCCUGGCAACAUAGAUGAUAAAGGAAACAUAAUCGUUCCACCCAUUCCAAUAGUUGAUACGCGUGCAACUGAGGACGCCACAUUGCGAUCUGUAGACCGUAUGUUACGACAGAACCUUCAGGACAAUUAUUAUUACGAUGGCUUAAGAAAAAGUAAUUUCUAUGGGCGCUUCACAAUAGACCGGGAUAAUAUUACUGCUCGAAAAACCAAUUCAGAAUAUAUUGAAAUGAAACAACCCAGAGCGAUUCAAAUCGAUCAAAACAUUACCCGUUUUUCUGCGAGAAGAAAUGGUAUAUGUCAGAAUGAUCACGGUGGUCCUCUUGUAACAUGGGUUGGGAGUGAGGUACGCCUCAUUGGCACAGCGUCAGUUUUUCUAGUGAAUUCAAAUAACGAUUGCGUUGGACCGUUUCUAUAUACGAGUACUCAAUGCAGUGGAGCGUUUCUUGCCUGCGUUUUAGGACCUGAAAAAAUUGACCCAGAGUCAUCAGAACCACGAAGCCACAAAAAACGCAGACAAGGUGAGGGAUCUGUAUUGGAUUGGCAUAUAUUGGAUAGUGAAUGCAAUGAACCACUUGCUAAACUUGGUAUACAAAUUAUAAGAAGAAAAGUAUCGUGGAUGAACCAUCCGGACGGACCAGCGGCAAAUGAAUUGCCGUUCGAUUUAUUCGAACGACCACAAGUACCACUCAACAACUUUAAUAAGAAAAAACUAAAAUAAAUUAUAAAUAACGUAAUCUUUUUAUACAAUUAUUAUGUGAAUAAAAGAAACUA
Hyposmocoma kahamanoa is the source of this 1471-nucleotide messenger RNA. RefSeq lists its product as uncharacterized. Gene Ontology annotation, molecular function: serine-type endopeptidase activity. Gene Ontology annotation, biological process: proteolysis. Lineage: Eukaryota; Metazoa; Arthropoda; Insecta; Lepidoptera; Cosmopterigidae. The coding region runs from base 108 to 1418 and encodes 436 amino acids. The record is from RefSeq and is a predicted model, not a curated record. The transcript is spliced from 8 exons.